Molecule: messenger RNA, 1240 nt
Organism: Megalobrama amblycephala (Wuchang bream)
Lineage: Eukaryota; Metazoa; Chordata; Actinopteri; Cypriniformes; Xenocyprididae
Gene: ccdc25
Product: coiled-coil domain containing 25
Exons: 9
Coding region: 172-795 (207 amino acids)
Source: RefSeq, a predicted model, not a curated record
UCUUUCACGAAUCGCUAAUUCAUUUCAGCGCUGCUUGGUUCAUGUUGUGGUCGGAGUAGAUGGCACACAUGACAUGUGCCUCUGAUACAGAUGAUUUACCCCUGAUGUGCUUAGUGUUUUGCUGAAUACACAUAUAGUGAGACCUUUCAAAGGUUGUGUCUAUGCGGAAAGAUGGUGUUUUACUUUACAAGCGACGUUGUCUCACCACCCUAUACAAUCUACAUGGGCAAAGAUAAAUAUGAAAAUGAAGAUCUUAUAAAAUAUGGAUGGCCUGAAGAUAUUUGGUUCCAUGUGGACAAGCUCUCAUCUGCUCACGUAUAUCUAAGAAUGCCCAAGGGUGUAAUGAUAGAAGACAUACCAAAAGAAGUCCUGAUUGACUGUGCCCAGCUGGUCAAAAACAACAGUAUUCAGGGAUGCAAAAUGAACAAUAUUAAUGUUGUCUACACACCAUGGGGCAAUCUGAAAAAAACAGCAGACAUGGAUGUCGGUCAGAUAGGCUUCCAUCGACAGAAGGAGGUGAAAAUUGUGACGGUAGAAAAGAAAAUCAACGAAGUUGUCAACAGACUAGAGAAAACGAAAGAGGAGCGCUAUCCUGAUCUUGCCGCUGAGAAGGAGUCUCGGGACAGAGAGGAAAGAAAUGAGAAGAAGGCUCAAAUACAAGAGCAGAAGAAGAAAGAGAAGGAGGAAAUGAAGAAGAAAAAGGAGAUGGAAGAAUUAAGGAAUUAUUCAACGCUCAUGAAGAGUGACAACAUGACCACAAAUGAGGAUGGCUACGAUUCAGACGACUUCAUGUAAAGUAAAGGAAUGGAUCUGCGAUAAUGAAGAACCACCAUCUUCUCCCCACAGUAUCUCAGUUUGUCAUUGCACUUUCAAAGGAUGCCAUAGCGGUCAUCAGAAAUGAGCGAUCAAUGGGAAUCAGUACUUGUGCCAAUAAAGCACAAUUCCAAGACCUCUCUAGAGCAGUUGGCUUUGUCAUUCCUUUGAAAAUCAAAAUGCAAUAUGUAAAGUAUGUAAAAUACUGUUUAAAUGAUGAAAGUAGAUUCAGGUUUUUUUUUUGAUGUCUUUGGCCGAAUUAAAGAUAUUCACUGUGGAGAUAUGUUAAUGGAUGUGUACACUAAGACCUAGAGGGUAUUUGUGCUUAUAAAUGAUAUGCCUUUCUGGAUGAUGAUAUUGAACGACAAGCUCUUAAACCUUUUUCUUUUUUUGAUGUCCUAAAAUAAAUAAAUCUUUGCCAUUCUCA